Messenger RNA from Centruroides sculpturatus (bark scorpion), 3977 nucleotides. RefSeq lists its product as uncharacterized. The coding region runs from base 81 to 3239 and encodes 1052 amino acids. The record is from RefSeq and is a predicted model, not a curated record. The transcript has 11 exons. Gene Ontology annotation, molecular function: polyamine oxidase activity. Lineage: Eukaryota; Metazoa; Arthropoda; Arachnida; Scorpiones; Buthidae.
GUAAGGGUAAAGAGCGACAUCUUCUGUGACUCAGUGACAGCAAAGCCGUCAAAAUAUUAACGACAGUCGAAGAGGACGAAAUGGCGAGAGCGAUCGGAAGAGGACCAAUUGAUCGGAAAAUAGUUGUCGUUGGGGCAGGAAUGGGAGGUUUGGCAGCCGUUUGCCGUUUAAAAGAAUACGGUUUUAAAGAUGUUGCCUUGAUCGAAGCUCGAGAUCGUAUCGGAGGCAGAACCUACUCUAAGCCUUAUGGUGCAAGCUACAUCGAAAUGGGUGCUCAGUGGAUUCAUGGACAAAAAGAUAAUGUUUUGUAUGAAUUGGCUAAAGAACAUGAUUUAGUAGAUGACGAUGCACCUGAUUAUUUUGAAGCUAUGUGUCGUUUACAACAGGUAAAGACAAGAGAAGAAGAAAAUGAAAUUGCAAAACUUUUUUACAUUCUUCAUGAAGCAGGAGAAGAAUGCCAUAAACUUUUGGAAGUGUCUAAAGAUCCUCCUCCUCCUUCUCUUGGUCAUUUUUUACGUCAGAAAUUUCAUGAACAUCUGGAAGAAUCAAAUGAUGAACCUCGCAUGAAGAAAUUAAAAGAGGCUUUCUUUGAAUGGUAUGUUAGUCUUCAAAAUGAAAUAAAUGGAAGUAAAUCAUUAGAUGAUGUUUCUGCUGUUCUUUUAAAACAUUAUAAAGAAUGUGAAGGACGAAGUUUAGUUGAACUGAAGUAUAAUUAUGCUGGUAUAAUUGAUUUAUUUCUUAGAAAUAUUCCUUUAAAAUGGAUACAUAAAAAUCAUGUUGUUUCACUUAUCAAAUAUUCAUCUCCUGAAGAACAAUCUUCAUCUGAUAUAAAUGAAAGUGAAAAUUUAGGCAAAUCAAUUAUAAAUGAAGCACUUCCUAGAUUUUAUCCACUUGAAGUGAAAUGUGAAAAUGGUAACACAUUUUCUGCAGAUCAUGUCAUUCUAACCAUUCCUUUAGGUUGUUUAAAAGAAAAUGCCCACAAGCUCUUUGAUCCUCCUCUUUCUUCUAGAAAACUUGAAGCCAUAAAUUGUUUAGGAUUUGGUGCAGUAAAUAAAAUAUAUUUGGAAUUUGAAUCGCCAUUUUGGAAUCAUUUGGAAAUAAUUCAUGUUCUGCGAAUGGAAAAUGAGAAGGAUAGUACCAAUAAAGAGCUAAAAGAACCGUGGCAUAGAAGUAUUGCACGAUUUAGCUAUGUACUUGGACAUCCUCAUUUAUUGUGUGCUUGGAUUGGUGGAGAUGGGGCUGUUUUUAUGGAAUCAUUAUCAGAUGAAGAAGUUGCAAAAGGAUGUCAGUCUGUUUUAAAAACAAUGCUGCUAUCAAUAGAAGUACCACUUCCCAGAAAAAUAAUUAGGUCAAAUUGGUAUAGUGAUCCUUAUUCUAGAGGUUCUUAUACUUAUUUAUCAGUAGCAUGUGAACCUUCCAAUAUAUUGCCUAUUGACCUUGCUGAACCAGUAUAUGUUUCUAACAACAGUUUUUCUAAACAGUAUCCAUUAAUUCUUUUUGCUGGAGAAGCAACGCAUUCAGAUUAUUAUUCAACUGCACAUGGUGCUUACUCAACUGGUAUCAGAGAAGCAGAUCGUCUUGCAAAUUUUUACAAAGACAAUACUUCACUGAGUGGAACUACAGAAGUACAAAAAAGCACUCCACCUUCUUUAAUAUGUAACAAUCUCAAAACAUUUCACUCUCCAAGUUUCUUACCUCAUGGAAUGAAUCCAAAAGUAAUUAUUAUUGGAGCCGGAACUGCAGGACUGGCUGCAGCUCAACGCUUACUGCUAAAUGGAUUUAAAGACAUUGUGAUUCUAGAGGCACAACAAUCAGCUGGAGGACGAAUACACACUUAUAAAUAUGGAAAAGGUGUGUUGGAAUUAGGAGCACAAUGGGUUCAUGGUGAAGAAGGUAAUCCUUUGUUUGAGUUUGCAAAUAAUCGUGGUCUUCUUAGUAAUCCAAAGCUGGAUUACUCAGUAGAAAGGAGUGGAGUCUUUUGUACAGACGAGGGAAUAAUUUUAAACAAGAAUGAAGUUGAAGAAGUUAUUAUGGUUCUAGAUGGAAUUAGAGAGAGUAUUAAUAAUCAUUGCUCAAUUUGGCCAAGACCAGAAAAUGAAAUGCUCUCUGUUGGUCAGGUAUUUUGUCAGCAGUUUGAUAAAUAUUUAUCUUCCUUAGAUUGUUCAGAAGAUAAAGUUAAUAUGAUGAAAGGAAUUUUUGACUGGUAUAUGAGAUUUGAGAUCAUUGAUAAUGCUUGUAAUAGCCUGGAUGAUCUUUCACUCGAAGGUUAUUCAGAAUGGCUAGAAUGUGAAGGAGUUUGCAAUAUUAAUUUUAGGAAAGGAUUUAAUAGUCUAAUCAAACUUUUACUCCAAGACAUUCCUAUGAAUUGUUUGAAACAAAACAAGCCUGCAAAACAUGUAAAUUGGGAAACAUCAUAUGAAGCACAUCAUGGCAUUUUAAUAAAAAUGUGUAAAGAAUUAGUCAGUAGAGAUUUUCUUGUUUCAGUGGAAUGUGAAGAUGGAGAAAUCAUUGAAGCAGAUCAUAUCAUUGUAACUCCUUCAAUAGGAUAUUUAAAGAAACAUAUAAAUACAUUUUUCAAACCUGAAUUACCAGAAGAGAAGAAAAGUAUAAUUGAAAGUUUAGGAUUUGGCACCAUAGACAAGAUAUUCUUAAUUUUUGAAAAACCAUUUUGGGAGAAGCAUGACAUUGGUUUUCAGUUAAUUUGGACAAGCAAAACUAAAGACUCAUCAGUGCCAGAAGAAGAAUACUGGAUUCGUGGGAUAUCUGGUUUUGAUAUUGUACAUGGACAACCAAAUGUUCUUGUUGGCUGGAUUGGCGGGAAAGCAGCUGAAGAUAUGGAAAAAGUACCCGAAAAAGAAGUUGGAGAAAUCUGUGUUAAAUACUUAAAACGAUUUUUAGGAAAAUCUGAUAUAUCAGAUCCAAUUCAAGUUGUCAAAUCAUCUUGGUAUAGUAAUCCUUUUAUUCUAGGAGCAUACAGUCAUCGUACAGUAAUAUUUGAAAAACAGGGAUUAAAAAUCAAUGAUUUGUCUGAACCAUUAUUUUGUAAUGUGACUGUAGAUGACAAAAUAAUUAAGUGGCCAACAGUUUUAUUUGCUGGAGAAGGUACAGAUCAUGAAUUCUUUUCUACUGUUCAUGGGGCACUUCGUUCAGGAUGGAAAGAGGCAGAUCGAUUGACAUUAUUUUGGUGGAAUCAGAAAGAUGCACUUUUUGAACUACAUCCUUCUCAUCCAAAACUUUAAAUCCUAUGUGAUUAUAAAGCAGAAACUGUAUAAUUGUUUAGAUCCAUUAGCUUCUAUGACCAAAAGAAAGUGCAAUAUUGAUAAUAUAAUAAGAAUUGAAAGUAAAGAUUUUCUCAUAAUUAGCUUAACGGGUACAAAAGCUUUAUGUGCUCAAACUGUUAAAUAUAUAUAUUUUGAUUCACAUGAUCAGAGUGUAUUAUAGAAAUUACAUAUAUGAUCAUCAGUAUUAUAUUACUAUCUAUUUUAGUGCCAAAUAUGCUUUAAGGUUUUCUCUAAUGUGGCUGAUAAUUUUGCAUAUUUUUAACUUUUUAAAACAACACAUAAUACAGAAAAAUCAAAGAAUUAUUUGUCUAAAAUAUUUAUAUACUGUGAUAAAAUUAAUUGUGAUGAUUUUUGGUAAGAAUUUUUUAAAUCCCAGUAUCCUGAAAUGAUGCUAAUUAUGUACUAAAUUUAACUCUUAUUUCUAAUAAUAAAGAAAUAUAUAAUAAUGUAUCUGAGAAAUUUUGUUAAAUAUUAAUUGACAAUCACAAAGCUAUAUUUAAAAGUUUUAUUUUUAAUUAUUUAAAGUUUUUGUAGUUUCUUUCUAAAAAUGUACUGUAUAUAUGUGUACAAACAUUUUACACCAUGGGACCUAAUCUAAAAGUGCAAUCUAUCAUAGAAAAUUCAUUUCAUAAUAAAUACAGGUAUAGAAAUUACAUGUAGUUUAAACUCAAACGUUUAUGGUUUGCAAAAAAAAAA